Molecule: messenger RNA, 944 nt
Organism: Branchiostoma floridae (Florida lancelet)
Lineage: Eukaryota; Metazoa; Chordata; Leptocardii; Amphioxiformes; Branchiostomatidae
Product: microtubule-associated protein RP/EB family member 1-like
Biological process (GO): regulation of microtubule polymerization or depolymerization; spindle assembly; protein localization to microtubule plus-end
Cellular component (GO): cytoplasmic microtubule; microtubule organizing center; spindle midzone
Molecular function (GO): microtubule plus-end binding
Source: RefSeq, a predicted model, not a curated record
UUGCAGGUUCAGUUGUGAUGAAGAAGGUGAAGUUUGUUGCCAAGCUGGAACAUGAGUACAUCCAGAAUUUCAAGCUCUUACAGGGAGCUUUCAAGAAAAAGGGAGUGGACAAGAUUAUUCCAGUGGACAAACUUGUGAAGGGGAGAUUCCAAGACAACUUCGAGUUUGUGCAGUGGUUCAAGAAGUUCUUUGAUGCCAACUAUGGCGGGCAGGAGUACGACCCCAUGUACGCUAGAGAAGGCGUGGAGAUGGUAGGGAAGGACGACCCCGGCGCCAGGGUGGGCAGCAAGCCCGCCAGGAAACCCGCGGGCGGAGCAGGUGGGCAGUCUCGCUUGGCUGCAGCAGGAAGAAGACCAUACGUUCAUGCAGCAUCUCGCACCAAGCCAGCACCGCGGCCAGCCAUGCAUAAAUCACCCGCACAGCACAGUAGAAUGGCUGGAGGGGACAAUGCACAGGUUGCAGAAUUGAAUCAACAGCUGAUGGAGAUCAGGAUGACAGUGGAAGGGUUGGAGAAGGAGAGGGAUUUCUACUUCGGCAAGCUGCGAGACAUCGAGCUCCUCUGUCAGGAGCAUGAGGGAGAGAACCACCCAGCCCUUCUCAAAAUCAUGGAUGUGCUGUAUGCAACAGAGGAUGGCUUUGCAGCACCUGAGGAUGAUGGGAUUGAUGACCUUGGGGAUGGUCAAGAUGAAGAAUAUUGAAAACUGCCAACACUUCAAGCAGGACUUACAACUUAAACAAUGCGGCACCUUGCUUCUCAUGUGCUUUAACUGCAAUGCUUUAUUUGCUGAACUCUCUGAAGGACUUUAAGCACUCUUUAAGCCAUCAGAUGCUCCCUAUGUAGUUGAAAACAUUGGUUCACCUUUGUUUUCCAUGUCUGUCUCUUCCACUUUCAUUAUUUGCUCUCUAUGCAAAAAUAUCAGUUCCUUAUUAAGGUUUUAUUGUCA